AUUAAGUCACCAAAAACUGCUUCAAAGAAUUUUAUAAGACACAUUUGUAUUUCCAUCUCUUCUUUCCAGUGCCAACAGCAUGGAGAAGCAAGUUGAAGUUCGAAUGCAUGAGUGUAAUUUUGAAGCUCCAGCUUCUCCUCCAGGACCAGCGUGCGGAGGUCUCUUUAACAAAUUCAUGAAGAACUUGCUUCUAGCACUCACAAUUCUUGGUGUGAUUGUAGGCUCGGUGGCUGGUGUCCUUCUGCGUUAUGCAUCUCCACUUCAUCCAGAUAUUAUCAUGAUCAUCGCCUUCCCUGGUGAUAUUCUCAUGAGAAUGUUGAAGAUGGUGAUUUUGCCUCUGAUCAUCUCCAGUUUAAUCACAGGUCUGGCAGGUUUAGACGCCAAAUCUAGCGGUCGUCUCGGCACCAGAGCCAUGGUGUAUUACAUGACCACAACCAUCAUUGCAGCAGUGCUGGGGGUGCUUCUGGUGCUGGCUAUCCACCCGGGUCACCCCAAAAUAAAAUCCAACUUGGGAGAGGGCAAGAAGAACGAUGAUGUGUCCACAUUAGAUGCCUUUUUUGACCUUAUACGAAAUCUUUUUCCAGAGAAUUUAGUACAGGCCUGCUUUCAACAGAUCCAGACCGUUACAAAUAAAGUAGAGGUAUCAACACCUCAUCAUCAACAUUACCAUCAUCAUCAACAUCAUCCUCAUCGGUUUGGACGAAAUAGCACCAAGUGGGCAACAAAAUAUGUUAUGAAGAAAUCUCUCCAGUUCAAGAGUGGCAUGAAUGUCUUGGGGCUCAUUGGUUUCUUUGUGGCUUUUGGAAUCUGCAUGGGAAAGAUGGGUGAGAAAGCCAAGCUGCUGAUGGACUUCUUCAACAUUCUCAACGAAAUCGUCAUGAGACUUGUCGGCAUGAUUAUGUGGUAUUCUCCUGUUGGGAUUGGGUGCCUGAUCUGUGGCAAGAUUAUUUCAAUUAACGACCUGGAGAUGGUAGCCAAGCAGUUAGGGAUGUACAUGCUCACAGUCAUUGUGGGCCUCAUCAUCCAUGGUGGGAUCUUUCUCCCACUGAUAUAUUUUGUCAUUGUUCGAAAGAACCCUUUUACAUUUUUUAUGGGCAUAUUUCAAGCUUGGGUGACCGCAUUAGGAACAGCUUCCAGUGCUGGUACACUGCCUGUUACGUUUCGUUGCCUGGAGGAAAACUUGGGCAUUGAUAAAAGAGUUACUCGAUUUGUGCUUCCUGUUGGAGCGACCAUCAACAUGGAUGGUACAGCACUUUAUGAGGCGGUAGCAGCCAUUUUUAUCGCACAGAUGAAUGGAAUAAAACUUGACCCAGGUCAGGUUGUUACAGUCAGCCUCACAGCUACUCUUGCUAGUGUGGGAGCUGCCAGUAUUCCCAGUGCUGGCCUGGUUACCAUGCUGCUCAUCCUCACCGCUGUGGGACUGCCCACCCAAGACAUCAGCUUACUGGUCGCUGUUGACUGGCUUCUGGAUCGCUUCCGAACGUCAGUCAAUGUUAUUGGAGACUCGUAUGGAGCGGGCAUCGUGUACCACCUCACCAAAGAUGAGCUUGACACUUUUGAUGCCCAGCAGAUAAAAACAGAUGGCUUUGAGAUGACCAAAUCACAAUCCUCCUAUGAGAAUAACACAAACCAUGGUGUAUAUGCAUCGUACAACUCCUGUCCACAAGUACUAAUAGAUGACUGCAAGAUCAACUUGACCCCAAAUGGCUCCCCUGCUGUCUUUUCUGUUACUGAGGAGGACCCUUGGACACAAGAGUAA
Molecule: messenger RNA, 1759 nt
Organism: Tachysurus fulvidraco (yellow catfish)
Lineage: Eukaryota; Metazoa; Chordata; Actinopteri; Siluriformes; Bagridae
Gene: slc1a2a
Product: solute carrier family 1 member 2a
Exons: 10
Coding region: 80-1759 (559 amino acids)
Biological process (GO): L-glutamate transmembrane transport
Cellular component (GO): plasma membrane
Molecular function (GO): glutamate:sodium symporter activity; L-glutamate transmembrane transporter activity; neutral L-amino acid transmembrane transporter activity
Source: RefSeq, a predicted model, not a curated record